CACGGCUGAGCACACAACCCCGGCCUGAGGUGGUGGUGGUGGGAAACCCACCGCAGUUUUCUGCGACAUCAUGGAGGGUGGUGGGGGAAGUGGCAACAAAACCACCGGCGGGUUGGCCGGCUUCUUCGGAGCAGGAGGUGCAGGUUACUUGAAUGAUUUGGCCUGCGUUCUGCUAACUGGUAUGAACCCCCUGUCUCCGUAUUUAAAUGUGGAUUCACACUAUCUUGUUCAGGAUACUGAUGAAUUCAUUUUGCCAACUGGCGCUAACAAAACCCGAGACAGACUUGAGCUAGCUUUCUUUACCAUCUUCGGAGGAUGUUGCAUGACAGGGGCUGCAUUGGGGGCAAUGAAUGGUCUUCGGCUAGGAUUGAAGGGAACCCAGAGCAUGGCCUGGUCCAAACCAAGAAAUGGACAGAUUUUGAAUAUGGUGACUAGACAAGGGGCACUUUGGGCUAACACUCUAGGUUCUCUGGCUUUGCUCUAUAGUGCAUUUGGUGUUAUCAUUGAGAAAACACCGGGUGCAGAAGAUGACCUCAACACAAUAGCAGCCAGAACCAUGACUGAAAUGUUGUAG
This is a messenger RNA of Myodes glareolus (Bank vole), 574 nucleotides long. Lineage: Eukaryota; Metazoa; Chordata; Mammalia; Rodentia; Cricetidae. The record is from RefSeq and is a predicted model, not a curated record.